AAGAACACUGAUUUUUACUGAUUACGUGUUCGCUAUAGUAUUUUAUUUUCGUGGUUCGAUAAUUUAGGUGUAAAAAUUAAAACAUAAAGGAAACCCAACCCAGAUGCGAAAUUCGCCAAAAAUUACAUAUUCUUGGAGAAAGUUUUUCAAUUUUCAUAUGGUUAAAAAAGCCACAAAACAACAACCAUUAAUAUAAGUUAACAUGUUUGCACAUCUGGUGAGCGCUUUGAAUAGGCGUUCAAUAAUUUUUAUAUUUGUUGAUUGAUUGUAUUGACAAAGCUGUUGACAUUGAAAUCUUCUUCAGAGAAAAGUGCGACUAUAUUUUAGUAUAUACAUCCAAAAUGGAAAUUAUUAAGCAACUUUUACGUAUCAUUUUCAUAGGAAUUGCAUUUUCACCAGGAGAAAUAACAUGCCUGGAGUUGACGGCGAAUAAUGUGGACAAAUUUUUAAAAACUGAAAAGUUUUCUUUAGUUUUAUUUUACGCACCAUGGCAAAGUGAGUGUCAAGAUGUGAUCAAAACAUUUCAAAAUAUCGAAGAAUAUUUUGAAGAUAUUUCAGACGUUUUUAUUGGUCAAGCAAAUGUUUAUAGAGAUCUUAAACUUGCAAGCCGUUAUCAUAUUGAAGAUUAUUGUCUCGUUAAAUAUUUUAUAAAAGGAAGUGACGUCCCAGAGAGCUAUGAAGGACAACUGGAUGAAGAUUCUCUCAAACAUUUUGUCAAAAAAGCUGCACAUCUCGAAAUUUCAGAAGACGCAUUCAGAACAUCUUUGAUUGAGCUGAACAGUGAUAAUUUUGAUAGGAUUAUCAAAGACGAAAAGAAGACAGCGCUGGUUUACUUUUACGCACCUUGGUGUAUAAAAUGCACGAAUUUAACAAAAACUGUGAAAAAAGUGGCAAGAACAUUCCAGAGCGAGCCUGACUGCAUCAUAUCCAAAAUAAAUGGUGAGUCGAACUAUGACGUCACUCUUGCUCAAAAGGUUGGGGUGUAUCCAACGUUUAUGUUCUAUCCGAAGCAUGAUAAAGACGGCGUGAUGUACUUGCCGGGAAAGUUUGAUGAGAACUGGAGUGAAAAGAACAUCACCAAGUUUAUGAAUGUUCAUUGUCGAUCAAAGCAUGUUCAAGAUGGACUACUGGACAAAAUGCUUGGGGUGAUUGACGAACUUGACUUGAAUACGCGUCAUUUCAUUUUGAACCAAAAUAGACGCAACGAAUACAUGCGAGAAACCAUUUUGAAAAUUCAAAAACUAGCUCCAUACAAGAGGACCUCAGCUGAUGUAUACGUCAAGAUCAUGAAGCAAAUCAUUCAAGAUGGAGAUGUUUAUUUAGAUAAUGAAAUACAGCGAAUCGAAAAGCUUCUCCUUACAAAGAUGCUACCAGAGAAACAAAAUGAACUGAAUAAAAAGAGAAAUGUGCUGCGACAAUUUAAUUUUCAUCGAAGGGAUGAACUGUAGCUAAACAAUAUUUGCAAAGCUUGCCAACAUCUUCGAAGUCAAAUUUGUAACUUUAAUGCACUAGAUUAGCAUGUCAAACUUAAUCUUUAUUAAAAUAAACUUUUUAGCCAA
Messenger RNA from Hydractinia symbiolongicarpus, 1559 nucleotides. RefSeq lists its product as uncharacterized. Gene Ontology annotation, molecular function: protein disulfide isomerase activity. Gene Ontology annotation, biological process: protein folding. The coding region runs from base 342 to 1448 and encodes 368 amino acids. The transcript has 4 exons. Lineage: Eukaryota; Metazoa; Cnidaria; Hydrozoa; Anthoathecata; Hydractiniidae. Gene Ontology annotation, cellular component: endoplasmic reticulum. The record is from RefSeq and is a predicted model, not a curated record.